AUGCCUCUUGGUAUUAUUGACGCGAAACUUGGGAAGGAUGCAGUUCUUACGGGGACCGUCCAUCUUGUCAGAACAUCUAGUACCAGUGAUUCAGACCACGACGCCCCAAGCCGGAGUAGCAUUCUCAAAAGAACGAUCUACAUGGGAGUUGACACGGUCUUGGUCCCUCAACCAUCCUUGAACGAUCCAAAUGACCCAUUGCUCUGGACCAACUGGCAGAAGGAAGCGGCUUUUUGGGUUAUCUUUUUCAACACCAUCAUCUUCGCUUCGCUUCCUGGUCCCAUGCUUAGCCCGGCCACGUUUGCCCUUGCCCCCAUCCUUGGCGUAAGCAUCACAAAAGUUGCUGAGUUGUCUGGUUACCAUCUCCUCGUUGUUGCGGCUAUAGGACCCUUGGUUUCGAUCCUUGCACAGCAGUAUGGAAAACGCCCGCAGUUUCUCUUCGCCGCCAUUGCCGGAACCCUCGGCACCGCAGUCUGUAUAGCAGGGUCUCAGAGGUCCCAGUAUAACACAAUAUUCGCUGGUCGUAUGAUUCAAGGACUGGGUGCUACCGCUUGGGAGAGUUUAGCGCUUGCGGCAAUUGGGGAUUUAUUCUAUCUUCAUGAGCGCGGCUGGAGGAUUGCCAUGAUGGUCGCCUCGUCAGCUUGCACCGUUUCGAUGACAUCAAUCGUCAGCGGAGUUAUGGCAGAGCGCCUUGGUUACAAGGUCCUGUUCAUCGCCGAACUGCCAUUCAACCUCGCGGGGCUCAUCAUGACAGUUGCUUUGCUCCCUGAAAUGCAGUUCAAACGACCAGCUGUUACCCAGCAAGACAUAGCUCCAAGUUCUCAAUCCAACAGCGAAGCGGAGACUACGGCCGUCAAAGGGCAUCUCGACAUCGACGUCACAGCAGCCAAGAACACCAUCGCCGAGACUGGUGUGGUCAUCGUCCCAAAGAAGACUUUGGCGCAAAUGCUAUCACCAUGGUCUCAACAGACGUACACAGAUCAGAACAUCAUUCGCUUGCUAGCUGAACUCUUCGUCAACUUCAUUAACCCAGCUGUGCUUUGGAUUCUGACCGUCAGUGCGGUUCUCAAUGCUUGCUUUGUAGCAUCCAGCUACAUUCUAUCUCAGAUCUGGUCGAUGCCACCUUACAACCUCAACAUUGAGCAAAAUGGCUUUUUCUGGGCUGGCGCACUGAUUGGCGGUUUGUUUGCCAUUCCUGCUGGCUCACUCUGCGACUUUUCUGCGAUGAUCAUGUCGAAAUGGAAUGGCGGCGUCUAUGAGGCAGAAUUCCGGAUCCCUGUCAACAUACUUGGUGCCGCCCUGAGUGGGCUCGGUUGGUUCCUGCUCAUGUGGGUGGUUGAUCACCCCUCCACGAACGGAUACUUCCUCGGGGCUUUCUGCUUAGGCUGUAUGGCUUUUAGUAUUUCGGUCCCCUCGACUUCUGCUGGGCUUUAUAUCUUGGACACAUUCCCACAACGAUCCAGCGAGAUUUUCAUUGUACAGAUGAUGCUUAAGAACUUCUUGUUUUAUUCUUUUUCGACAUUCAUCAAUACGUGGACUACUGAAGCCGGGCCUGGGACUGUCCUUAUGGUCCUAGGAACUGUCUCCCUCGGGCUUUUCACCACCUGCAUUCCUAUGUACAUCUUUGGAAAGUUGAAUAGAAGAUGGAUAACCAGUCUCUAUGCCAAACACCGCUUCCUUCGACGACUUGCCGAAUAG
This is a messenger RNA of Colletotrichum lupini, 1698 nucleotides long. RefSeq lists its product as uncharacterized. The record is from RefSeq and is a predicted model, not a curated record. The coding region runs from base 1 to 1698 and encodes 565 amino acids. Gene Ontology annotation, molecular function: transmembrane transporter activity. NCBI's taxonomy places the organism in Eukaryota, Fungi, Ascomycota, Sordariomycetes, Glomerellales, Glomerellaceae. The transcript has 6 exons. Gene Ontology annotation, biological process: transmembrane transport.